AUGGAAAACAAUCUAGGAAGCACGAGUAAGACAUCAACCACUACUAAGGAGUUUCCCAAGCUCCUUUUCGGACAUGGUAAAGAGCCUGAAGUUGAGAAAAUUAACAACAGCUGCAGAUUAUCGAUACUUAGGAAAAUCAAGGAUGCUUUGCCAAUAGAGUAUGAGAAAGUGAAGUCUGAUCCUCUGUUUGCACAAGUCUUCGCCAUAUACGAAAAUGGUUUACAUUAUUCGGGUCGUCUGGUGCACAGCCUAAUGUGUAGACAAUUGGUAACAAGAAAACAACAUGAGCUCUGGUUUGUGUUUGGAAACAAGCCUCUCCGAUUUUCUUUGCAAGAGUUCUACGCAGUGACUGGGCUGAAAUACAAUGAUGAUUUCAAGUAUGAUUUAGAUACUUGGAAAGAUGAUAAGGGGUUUUGGAGCAAGUUGCUGAAAAGAGAGGAGAAGAUAUGCAUUAAGACGAUGAUGUCUACGCAUCUAGGAGCAGUUCACAAGUGGUGUAAAGUAGAUAGGAUUAGAUUUGUCUAUUUGUGUGUGAUUGCUGGUUUGGUAAUUGCGAAAGAUGAGAAGAAAGCUAUUCCAGUACAUUACAUCAAAUUGGUGAUGGAUCUUGAGAAGUUAAGGGCGUAUCCUUGGGGUUUACAUUCGUUUGACUAUCUUGUCGAGUCGAUCACAAACGCAAAAAAGGACUUGAAGAAGACUAAAAGCUACGCCCUUGAUGGUUUCUCAAUUGCACUACAGAUAUGGGCUAUGGAAGCAGUUCCUAAAAUAGGAGGAAUAUUAGGAGUGAAGCUUAACAAGAACUUGGGAGCUUCUCUUAGAUGUUCUAACUGGAAAGGGGCAGCAAAAGUUUCUUAUCAAGAAAUUAUCGAAUUAGAGACAGGAAUGACAGCAGAGGAUAUUGUAUAUCCAUACAUUUCCAUCACAGGAAAUUAUGAUGUAUAUGAGUCAGUGGAUUUCCUGAGGCAAGGUGAGAACAGUGAUGUUGCUUUGAAGAACUUAAACGCUUUGAUAAGAACUGGUUAUGAUUUUUCUGACUUUGAGUGGGAUGCUGUUGAGAGUCCUGAUGUCGAGGAAGAAACGAUAGAUGAGGAUUUAGUAGAAGAUGGCUAUGUGGAAGGUCAAGGUGAGAUACAUACAAAUGACAAGGAAGAGGCGAAUGUCACUGUUGAAGGUAGCCUACUCUCUGGUUUGCAGAGUAAUGAGCAUGAAAUGGCGACAAGUUCAAAGAAGAGAAGGAGUAAGGACGGUGACCACGGUGCACAGACAAGGAAGAUGAAACUGUUAUGUCAAAGAGCUCCAGCCGCACCACAUGGUUUUGAUGAAGAGAUGAAAACAUUCAUCAGAGAAAUGUUUGAAACUUCUUUCAAGCAUUUUGGGCAAGAAGUAAGCAACAAAUUAGGAAAGAUAGAGCUAGAUGUAGCAACACUCAAGAAAGCAGUGAUCACUAUGGAUGAGAAUUCGAAAAAAGACAAGGCACCACCAUUCGGUAAUGGUCAACCAGUGGACGAUAAUUGUCUGUUUCAUGAAUUAUUCACCCGUCCGGGUGAAAUAGACCUUAAUAUGGAUUCGCAAGAUCCAGAUUUUCUGCAAAAAGAAAUGGGGCAUCUUUCUCAAAAAUCACAAGCACCGGGUUUUGAUCCAUCACAGGGUAUAUUUUCACAAAACCUCGAGAAACAACAGCGCAAAGACGACACUGCAGAGUUUAUGGAUUGGAAUGAUAAGGGUGAUUCGGGUAAAUAUGACGCUGACGCGGUGUUGGUAUACUUACCUGAAGCUAGAUGGACUGCUUUUGAAGCAUGGUUUAGGAACGUAAAGUAA
Molecule: messenger RNA, 1818 nt
Organism: Arabidopsis lyrata subsp. lyrata
Lineage: Eukaryota; Viridiplantae; Streptophyta; Magnoliopsida; Brassicales; Brassicaceae
Exons: 4
Coding region: 1-1818 (605 amino acids)
Source: RefSeq, a predicted model, not a curated record